AUGGACAAGAUCAUUGGGAUUUCCGAAGAUGAAUUGCUAGUGAAGAUUCUAUCGUUUCUUCCAACGAAAGAUGCUGUAAGCACAGGUGUUUUGUCGAAGCAAUGGAAGUAUCUUUGGAAGCGGGUGCAAAAACUUGACUACGAUGACACUCAUAUCAAAACUAAACCAUCUCGGUUCCGGCGUUUCGUUAAAAGCAAUUUGCUAAUAGAUAGAGAAUCUGACUUAGAAAGCUUGUCUCUCAAGUUUAGUACUAGACCGUUUCAAGUUGAAGAUAUAUAUUCUUGGGUCAGAUUCGCAGUUUCUCGUGGCGUACGUCAUCUGAGUAUUGCCUAUUCUUCUGAUAAGGAGUGGUAUACUCCGAUUUACUUGUUUACUUGCAAAUCGCUAGUUUCCUUGAAACUCGAAGGGCAGAUUUCAGUGUCUUGCCAAGAUUUCCUUCAAUGGGUUCGAUCUAACUGCCCUGUUCUUGAGAAUCUGACUUUGAAAAUCAUUAAUAAAAAACGUGACAGCACGGAAGAAUUAAGUAUUAACGUCCCGUCUCUGCAAAGUUUAUCUGUUGAGAUAGAUGGUGAAUCUGAUUUUGACGGAUAUUUGGAGGAAGCAUAUAUCGAUGUUGUAUCCCCCAACACAAAGAAGUUACUCGAACCAAUCGCAUCCGUCAAGCGUCUUUUAUUAUGCUUAACAGUCAACAGUGCUCAGCCUAACGCUACUUUUCUUAUUCUCAAGGAACAUUCACCUAUCAGUAGGACUCCAAUGGUUAACUGGAAGAAUCAACUGAGCUGUGUUCCUCAAUGUAUUGUGACGAGUCUCGAAACUUUCAAGUGGAUAGGGUGUGAAGGAAGACAAGAAGAAAUAGAUGUGGUCGCAUACAUCUUGAACAAUGCUCCUUGCUUAAAGACUGCAACAGUCUUGGCUGAUGAGUCAAAAAUUGAUCCGCAAAGAAAAAUAGAGAUGAUUAAUGAGUUGGUAUCUUCUUCCCUCGCUUCAGCCACAUGCAAGCUCACGUUGAAUGGAUCAUUUGCUGAAUAG
Camelina sativa (false flax) is the source of this 1029-nucleotide messenger RNA. RefSeq names its product putative FBD-associated F-box protein At5g38565. The record is from RefSeq and is a predicted model, not a curated record. NCBI's taxonomy places the organism in Eukaryota, Viridiplantae, Streptophyta, Magnoliopsida, Brassicales, Brassicaceae.